This is a messenger RNA of Moneuplotes crassus, 2078 nucleotides long. Lineage: Eukaryota; Ciliophora; Spirotrichea; Euplotida; Euplotidae. The record is from the annotation of a GenBank genome assembly.
UAAUAAAUAUAAUGGAGGAAAUUAAAAACCGAUCAUACGAGAACCCUGCUAGGGACGGCUUCUUAGCUGUUGGGACGCAAAGCCAGAUUGAACAAAAUGAUAGCUUUUAUAGCUCCCAACAAAACACUGGCAAGAAGAUCAGCAUUCAGCAACAAAGAGCCGCAAAAAUUUCAAACCGUAUAUCUAACAAAUAAAGAGGACGACCAGAGGUUCUCUAAUCUCCCAGAAAGAUAUGAAAACCAAGAGAAUGAUCCUGAACAGAGCACAAUUCGUUACUUAAAAACCAAAAGAAAAGGAAAAUGAAGCAGAAGAUGCAAAGUCUUCACACAGUUACUCUGAAGAUGGAUGACAUGUAGAUGUACUGACCCUAGCCAGAAAGUAAGGGUAAAAAAAUACGAGCCGAGAAAACUUAACCAAGGAUUACUUUCAGUGAUACCCCUGAAACGCCAAGAUCGAGCAGAAUCUGGCUCACAAAAUGAUGAACCCAGGACUUUUUGUAAUCAUUCCUCCUUAGCACUAUUGGAGAAAAACCAUAUUGGGCUAAUUUAAACAUCAAAGUGUGGAUGAGAUUGAUCGAGAAUAUCAGGUGCAGCUUGAAUUACCUGAACUCCAGGGUUCUCAGGGUACAAUAAUUGAGAAAAAUUAUCUGUCGAGAAAUCUUAGACUCAAAUAUGAUUCUUUCGGGAAUUCUGCAACUAAGGUAACUAUCAGCAAAGCUUUAAGGAAAUAAGGACAAGGGUUCAACCCCAAAAGCUAGUGAGUGCCAUAGUAGUUUCAGGCAGGGUAGAAAUGAAACGAUAAAGAAGGAACUUGACCUUGGGAGUCCCUCGUUUAUUGAAAAUGACAACAUCAAGAUUGCUAAAGGAGGGAAUUUCCACCCAAAAGUAAACAAAAUUGUUCAGGAAUGGAUGGAAAUGGAGGAAGGAGAGGAAUUCUCAGAAGCUCAAGGUUCAACCUCCUUUGAAUCAUCCAUUGAGAGAGAUCUCAAGAUUCUCAUCAGAAGACAACACUCCCCUGAUGAACCAAUGCUACUUUACAGUCAAUCCUUCAAGGAUAUCAUUGGAAGAACAGCUACCACAGGGAUGUUGAUAACGCAUGAUUUCCCAAUAGUUGCUGAAAAUCAAUGCGAGAUUGUCUACGAAGAUAAGCAGUUUAAGGCAAAGCCAACCUUCAACUUCAACAAAGUGAGGCUCUACAUCAGCCUCAUUAAGACUUUUAAGGUGAAGAAAAGGGCUGUAAGCAAUAUAAAAUUUGAUGAGCUCCUUAUAACCGCAAAGGCAAACCUUUACAAUAUGGCUGAAGUGAAGGGUGCUAAAAUAAAUUCCAAAAUCUGGAAUCCUACCGAGGACCAGAUUUUGUUGGAAAACCUUCAGAAAUUAAACUUCUGAGCCAUCGCUCUCAAAAUUAAUGAGCAUAACCAGAAUGGUAGGACUAAAGCUGAAAAUGUCAAAGAUUCUGGCCCUCUAGGACCUAAAUCCCCUGAAGACUGUAAACGAAGAGCAGAUUUUCUGAAAAAAACGAGGAAAAUAGGUCAGUUCACAAAAGAAGAAGAUGACAAGAUCCUUAUGGGGUAUAAUAAAUUUCAUGCAAAAUGGGGACUGAUCGCACGAAAGUAUCUGCCGGGUAGAAAUGGCAAACAAAUACGAGAAAGGCAUGUCCCUCCUAAUCAUUAUUCUUUAGAUACGUUAACUACCUGAGCAAAUUACAAAACAAAAAGUCAUCCAAUGAGGCACAAAACAAGGACUUCACUUCUCAUGAAGAUGCCCUCCUGGUUCAAAAAGCUAACGCUUUUGACAAAUAAAUGGGAUGAUGUUCUCAAAGAUGACUUUGAAGGCAAAACAAAAAUUGAAUUAAAGCAACGAUACAGAGAGCUUGAUUCUGCAGCAAACCAAUAUAUUGGACUUCAAGAAAAUAAAGAACUUGAACGAAUCCUAGAUGAGGUGAACUUCAUGGCCCAGCAGGAAGAAAUGGAAUUUGAAAGAAGUAAUGACCAGAUGAUGUUUUCAAUGAAUGCUUAUUAGCACAUCUCCUUAAUACCCCAUAGGAGUCUCUAUUACUUUUCUUCCUUUUUCAAUUUG